Trichoderma asperellum CBS 433.97 is the source of this 2176-nucleotide messenger RNA. RefSeq names its product Protein arg-6, mitochondrial. Lineage: Eukaryota; Fungi; Ascomycota; Sordariomycetes; Hypocreales; Hypocreaceae. Gene Ontology annotation, biological process: L-arginine biosynthetic process. The record is from RefSeq and is a predicted model, not a curated record. Gene Ontology annotation, molecular function: acetylglutamate kinase activity; N-acetyl-gamma-glutamyl-phosphate reductase (NADP+) activity. Gene Ontology annotation, cellular component: mitochondrial matrix; cytoplasm.
CUGACAUCAAGGCCAAAAGCUCCGCCUAUGCACAUCAUUUUUACUUGCACAGAGUGUGACCAACAGCUGAACAUCCAUCUUGUCUGGCUGGGAGGGUUUCACCGCCUGCCCGCAAUUGGGAGCGAUUUCGGGCGGGUUGUUUUUUCUGCCCCUCCCCCCACAUAUUUGCUAGGCCAAGCUUGAGUGACUCUUCUUAUCUGAUCUUAACCUUGCGCAUCCUCAUAUCUUGCUACUUUCCAAUUUGCCGGGUCAAUUGGACCAGAAAACUUCGUGAAACAUGAUUUCUGCAGCCUCUGUGGCCCUGCGGGCCGGUGCUCGACGAGGUAUUCCCAGAGCUGCGGCUGUUGCUUCUGCUCUCAACGCCAGUCGCAGGGGUAUCUCAGCGACGAGGUCUCUAGCUCUUCCCGCGAAGGACCGAACUCGGGAGAUUGUCGCCCAGACCGUGAGCAGCAUCGGCAGCAAGCGCGAGGGACAGCAGUAUCUCAAGCUCUUCACCUCUGUCUCGUCCCAGAAAUUCGCCGUCAUCAAGGUCGGAGGCGCUAUUUUAACCGAGUAUCUUGAGGAAUUGUCUCGAAGUCUUCUUUUCUUAACAGAGCUGGGUCUCUACCCGGUCAUUGUGCAUGGUGCUGGCCCUCAGCUCAACCGCCUCCUCGAGGAAGCCGGCGUUGAGCCUCAGUUCGAAGAGGGUAUCCGCGUUACCGAUGCCAAGACACUGGGUGUGGCCCGCAAGCUCUUCCUUGAAGAGAAUCUCCGACUAGUGAACAGACUGGACGAGCUAGGUAUUGCGACUAGGUCUCUCAGCGGUGCCUUCAUGGCCGAUUACCUGGAUAAAGAGAAAUGGCAGUAUGUCGGAAAGAUCACCAAAGUUAACAAGGAAGCAAUUGAGAAGUCCAUCGAGGCUGGAUACAUCCCUGUGCUUACUUCUAUGGCUGAGUCUGAAGACGGCCAGCUUCUCAACGUUAACGCAGAUGUAGCCGCAGCUGAGCUUGCUCGUUCACUGGAGCCUCUGAAGGUGGUGUAUUUGUCCGAGAAGGGUGGUCUAUUCAACGGCGACGGAGAGAAGAUCUCGCACAUUAACCUGGACGAGGAGUUUGAUCACCUCAUGGCACAGCCCUGGUGCCGUUACGGUACACGUCUUAAGAUCAAGCAGAUCAAGGAGCUUCUCGAUACUCUUCCCAGGACAUCUAGCGUUGCUAUUAUCCACCCUAGCGAUCUUCAAAAGGAGCUUUUUACAGACUCUGGCGCCGGUACUCUGAUCCGACGCGGAGACAAGGUCCAAAAGGUGACUUCUGUCUCAGAGUUUGAGGAUUUGGAUAAGAUCAAGGCCAGCCUGAUUCGAGAGCGUGGGGGUCUCGAUGCCGAAGCAACUGUUGACCGGUUCAUUGACUUCCUGAGGGAGAAUCCUUUCACUGCCUAUUUCGACGAUGCGACGCAAUGUGUUGCUAUUGUUAUGCCAGCUGGAAAGGACCGACCGAUGGCUACCCUUGCUACUCUAGCCAUCACCAAGUCUGGCUGGCUCACCAACGUUGCGGAGAACGUAUUUGCCGCCAUCAAGAAGGACCACCCUAGCCUUGCCUGGACUGUCAAUGAGAAUGACGAGAACUUGACCUGGUUCUUUGAGAAGGCCGAUGGCAGCUUUAACCGCAACGGAAGCGUCCUGUUCUACUAUGGCUGCGAUCUUCGAUCCGAUGCUCUGGCUCCGGUAUACGAUGACUUUGUCUCUCACGGACGUGCUAUGUUGGGUGAUUCCAACCUCGAGGCUCGACUGCGACGUGCCGCCCAGGCCGCGAGCGAGGCUUUGAAGGGCUCUCAGGCCUAAGCUUAUUCUAGAUCAUGUCCCUGUUUGUUCCGUGAUGGACAAGUUGGCGACGAAGUGGGGAUUCUUAUAGAGAUAUUCCUUGAAUGUGAUGGAAUAAGAGGGGAAAAGAGGCGAAACGAAAAUGUAACAUCAUCCUUUACGGAGUUUAAUGGCGGGAGGCUUGACUGGAAAUAUAGCGGCCGAUUGAAAUAUAAAUAAAUAUGUAUUAUAUUUACAAACUUGUCUCAUCAAAUCAUGUUGCUGAGGCGUUGACGACGGAUCAGGCAGCCGCAGUCUAUAUCACAAGUAGGAAUGGUCUCGAUAGAACUCAGCCCGCCCAAGUUGCAGCAUUUCGCUUAGCCUGUAUCAGUUUACUCC